GACAAGAUGAUGCACUUACUGUUGCUUCUCCUGGGAGUUUUCCAAAUUCAUGCUGCCUCUGAGACGGUGAACUCUACGGGGUCUGUGGAUGAAUCGGGGGUCUGUCAGUGCUCGGUGAUCUUACCAGAUACAAGCUUUCCAACAUAUCGGAUGGAAAUCCUGGAAUCAUCCAAUUAUAACCUAAGUAUCAGCGUCCAGCAGGAAAUAACCAAGAUACAAAACUACCAGGUCACUUUGACAGGUUACCUUGAGAAGCUGAAGAACCUGACCAAAAGAGUAGAAGUGGUGGAGAUGGGAGGUAUCUCAAUUACAGAGCUGGACUUUGAACUACUGAAGCUGGAGAUUAGAGAGAUGGAAUCAUUGGUUGUGCAGCUUAGGGAAUCCAUCAAUGGGUCUAAUGUCUUAAUAGAAACCCUCUUUGUAGAGAUCCGUAAUAUUUCAAUCAUGGUCAACCAGCUGGAAUCAUAUGACAAGAAUAAUGUGCUGGCUAUAAGACGGGAAAUAACUUCCCUGAAAAAACGCCUGGAAGAUUGUGAGAAGAGCCAAGGUGUCCCUGUUCCUCCUACAGUCAGCUACGGUAAAUGUACACAUGGAGGGAUUGCAAACAUCAGCAAACCCUUUGUGGUUCAACUGAACUGGUUAGGAUUUGACUAUAGAUUUGGAGGUUGGGGAAAAGACUCAUUAUUGGGUGCCAAUCAAGAUGUGCACUGGGUGACCCCUCUAAACACAGAUGCAAGGAUGAUGAACACCCUACGUUUCUACCCAUCAUAUGAUGACCUCCUUCUCUACAAGAGACAAACAGAAAGGGUGCUCGCUGUGCAACAGCGUUACAUUGACUACUCAAAUUGUGGACAAGGUGGUGGGAUGAUUAUGUUUAACGAUUCAUUGUACUACAAUUGUUACAACAGCAGGGACCUUUGUAAGUUCAAUAGAGAAACCACUGCUGUAGAACGUAAAACUCUGACUGACGCUGCCUUCAACAACCGGUUCUCAUAUGCCUCUUCUCUGUGGCAGGACAUUGACCUGGCCAGUGAUGAGGAUGGUCUUUGGGUCAUUUACUCAACAGAAAAAAAAUCUGGAAAUAUUUUAAUCAGCAAACUCAAUGCCACUUCCAUGACUAUAGAAAACACCUGGACCACAUCUCAUUACAAGCUUGGAGUAACCAAUGCCUUCAUGGUAUGUGGAGUCAUGUAUGCCACAAGGACCCUCAGCACAAGGAGAGAAGAAAUCUUCUACAUGUACAACACCAAAACUGGCCAGGAAGGACAGAUGAGUGUAGCUUUUGACAAAAUGAUGGAGAAUGUGCAGAGUCUCUCAUAUAAUCCGAAUGACCACAAACUCUACAUGUACAAUGAUGGUUAUCUGGUCACUUAUGACCUUAACUUUAAACCAUUGCCAGGCCAGGCAUAA
Bombina bombina (fire-bellied toad) is the source of this 1410-nucleotide messenger RNA. RefSeq names its product olfactomedin-4-like. The record is from RefSeq and is a predicted model, not a curated record. NCBI's taxonomy places the organism in Eukaryota, Metazoa, Chordata, Amphibia, Anura, Bombinatoridae. Gene Ontology annotation, biological process: signal transduction. Bases 7 to 1410 code for a protein of 467 amino acids. The transcript is spliced from 5 exons.